Gallus gallus (chicken) is the source of this 3807-nucleotide messenger RNA. RefSeq lists its product as uncharacterized. Bases 208 to 999 code for a protein of 263 amino acids. NCBI's taxonomy places the organism in Eukaryota, Metazoa, Chordata, Aves, Galliformes, Phasianidae. The transcript is spliced from 3 exons. The record is from RefSeq and is a predicted model, not a curated record.
AGGGUGUUAAGGAAAGGUUUGUCAGCAGGAGGUUGGGAUGGCUUCAGCAUGCACCAUCUACAGCAAAACCACCAAAUGCUGACGUGAUGUUUCUGUUCCAGUUUUUGCUGACUCAUAUUCAGGAAAACAUGAUGCGCAGACACAAUGCACUGUAACUCUUUUUCUUUCCCCCACUAACCUCGAAAGUUUCUGUAUUUCGUGCAAUAAAUGGCUGAGGAAACAUGUGCAGUAAUAAGAGAUGAAGAGGAGACCCAGAAAAACUCUGAUGAAGACCCAUUUCAUGAUGCUGAAACGGCAUUGCCUGAUUGCUAUGCUGGCCUUAGUGAAGGCAACAGAAGCUCAGAGGUGCCAGAAAGACUGUCUGUCCUCUCUAGCAAGGCUGUGGCCCAAGCAAAAGCACUUGCUGGACCAUCAGCGGUCGUCAGUGGCAGCCAGGCACAGAGCAAGGCAUCUGCCUUGGCCAAGCACCACCUGAUGGCUGUCAGUGCAUCAGCAGGAGACUUGUCCUGCUCUACAACAAUCUGUAAACCCAAGCCCAGGGGCCUUGCCUCACCGUGCUCUGAAAGUGUCUACUGUAGCUGUGACCAGGAUUCAGAAGCAUCAUGUGUCCCUGGGAUGCCUGACGGGGCUGGUAAGCCCCCCAGGGCAGUCGUGGCCCUGUUGGUGAACAACCUCAGGUGCUGCCAUGUGCCAGCUGAUAGUGCACGGCCUGUGGAGAGCUGCACUGAGGGCAACCCUUGCAGUCUGGGCUCAGCCAUCUGGAUGAAGACCACAACAGUAAUGGAGACCCUAGAAAAUAAGAAAAAGGAGGAAAAGGAGAAGUAUCGGCUCCAGCUAGCAAUGUACCGAAGACUCCUGCUGUUGCGUUCGAUCAGGAGCUUGCACAAGCAGCUGGAGCAGCAGCAGGCCAGGUUACAGGAAUGCUAUGGCAUAGUCAUAAAUACCAAGAAAGAAGUGUUAAAACACAUUCGUUCAACCUUGCCCUCUCCUUCUCCAUAAUCAUGUUGCUGCACGCAGAAAUGAGCUUUGUAAUGCCACUGGAGCCGUCAGCAAGCUUGCAUGCCAUGAGAUGGUUUCUUCCAAGCCAAGAGAAUGUGCCCACGUGUGCCGAGAGCAAAGAGGAAAUGGCAACAGCAGAGCGAGAAGAAAGAGGAAGGCAAAGCGUUGGCCCCUGAAUUUGUCUGCAGGGAGCUGGAAUAAGAUUAUAUCUGUGCAAUACCGUAAUGCUUGAUGUGCACUCAAGGCUUCAAGCUUGUGUAUGACAUGAAAUUGAAAAAAAAAAAAAAAAAAGAAGGAAAAAACCUGAGAACAUAGUCUGAUGUGAUCAUCAUGUGACUUAGUGCUAAUAGAAUGAACAGAAUUAGGGUUCAGUUCUCUUCAAGAACCUAGCAAGUCAGGAUAUUAGGAGCACUUAAACUCAGGCUUGAUGAUGUCCACCCAGCUGCCUGCUUUUCAGAAAACCGCUUAGGCUAUUGCCUGUUUGUGACCUCUACCCUCCCACAAAAAAAUGUAUUCAUAUUGACCAGAAGUCUUUCUGGAAGGUCAAACAGUCAAACACAUGUACAGAGGAACCUUGCAAUUGCCUGAGCCCUAUUAGGAAGGCAAGCUAAAAGCAAAGGCCUCAUAAUCUGGCAUUGUGUUGGAAGCCCAGACUGUCAGUGCCAGGGGAAUGUUCGAGGUCUGCACAAUUAUUAAUCUGCUGCUAACUCCCAGUGGCACUAGCGUCUGCAAAUCAAGCACAUUUUGUGCCUUACUGCUGUCAUUUAAUGGAAGUUGGUGACAAUUAGCACUUUUUAUCCAGGUGUAUUAUAUGCCUGGAAAACCCUAGAGCAAUUUCUUCAAUUGCUAGGUUAGGAUGCCUGCAGGAAAUCUGAUGUCAGUAAGCAACAAACAAACAUACAGAAAAAUAAAGAAAAAAGAUGCAACUUCUUUUUAUGCAUUAAAAAGCCAGUCUGGGUCCCUAUUAUCGAACAGCAAAUUGAAUUGUUGAAUGUGCUGUCUUAGAGUCUGAAGCAAAAAUUAUUUGAGAAGAUAUUGAAAGGCUCCCCUUUCUGGGACUUAGAGUGGCAUAGAAAAAUCUUUUUUUCUUUUCUUUUUUCUUCAGGUACCCAUUUCUGAUGAUGCCACCUUUUCUUUUGCCCUGUUGUUCUUUGUUACAAAUGUGUAAGUAGAUAAGCAAUCAGACAAGUUUUUGGCAUGGAUUUAUUUGGUUUUGGUUUUUUUUUUUUUUCUUUUUUUUGCAUGAAAAUGCAAAUCUGUUACUAGAAGUCCUAUCUUUCUCAGAGUAGUGUUCUGUAUGUGGGAAUUUUUUUGCCUUGGCUUUUUCGUGUGCUCAUAGAGGGAAGAUGUCUGUGUUUGUGUGCACACACAUGCACUUAUGUACAAAUGAUCCUAAAAGGCUGGCACUUCUUUUUCUGUAGUAAAAACAGGAAUAAUCUCUCAAAAUAAUCUUUGCUGUCUUAGAGGAGUUGCUUGAUUAGAUUCACAUGAGCACAUCUGUGAGCAAGGUAUUGAAGUAAUUUAACAAUUGAAGUGCAGCACAACAUUGUUAUUAUUCCAUCUUUGUAUUUCCUUGCACCCAAAAUAAUGGAAGCCCCCUGGGUAUGCACAACCUUAGAUAGGCUUAUUCAUCUCCUUGGGCCCUUGCACAGCCUCUUACACAGCACGAGCCUGUAAUUUUGUAUGCAGAAUUACCAUAGAAACAUUCUUGGCAUCAAGGAGAUAUUUGAAGGAGCAUCCUGUACUGUCUCAUAUGGGGGAUUUGGGUUGCCGGCAGCUGUCAGUGGGCUGCCGAAGAUAGAGCUGGGGAUCUAUGUGACUGGAGGACACUACUCCUAUGCCCGGAUCUCACCCAGCUUUGGGAAAGCUGUUCAUAGCCAGUAAUGCGCAUUUACCAAAGAACACUAAACUCACCUCAAAAGUAAUCUGUUCUAUCUUAAUAUGCCUCCUAGAAAGGAAGAACAAUCAUGGCUAAGAGGACUAUGCAAAGAUUUGAUUUUUUUUAAUUACUAUAUAUAUAUAUAUUAUAUAUAAUUAUAUUGUUAUUAACAAAACCUAAAAAAAAAACCCACAUUUUUUUUUUCUCCUAUUCAUUAAGAGUUAAAGUUCUGUUAACACAGACACAAGCAGACCAUUAUUAGAUUGUCUCUUUGGGAAGGAAAUAUUGGAAAAGGGGUGCAUCUCUCAAAAAUAAAUAAAUGCAAAAUUACUCAAUUCUGAAAUUAAAUGUCAAACUGUUUCCAUUAAGAUGAAAAUUAAAAAAAAAAAAUUGUUAAUUCUUCUUUGUACAUCAUUUUAGCCUAAUUUUAUUUUUUGUCUUCUGAAUAAGAUUCAGCUUUGCGAAUACUAUCAUGUUGAAUUUUCUGCUGACAUAAAAUACAUGUGCACAAAGGUAAGGUGAUGUAGUUAUUUUGCCUCAGUAACUGCUGAAGUAAUGUCCUAUGCAUUACUAUAUAGAGCUACCUAUAGUGUCAAUUCUUUUUAAAGGUGACUAGAAAAUCACUGAAAAAUAUUUCUUACACUGUACACAGUGUGGCAAUAGUUGAUUUGUCAACCUGUAUAACUGAAAGUACUUUGUGGCAGAACUGUGACUUUUUUUUUGUAUGACAUCUCUCGCAACGUUUCUUGUUUCUUAUUGGAAUCAGUAGAUGCUUCUGCACUAUGAAUAUUAAAUGUCAAGAGGUCUGUGCUUGAGCAAUGCUGCCUGGCAAGAAAAUAAAGCCAAUACUUGUUCUGUGUAUGCACAGUCUUUCCAUGUAGUGAUUUUACGGAUACAUGCAAAAUAAAUGUUAACUGAAGAAAUAACAA